GCUCGGGCUUGAAGGGUGUUACACAGGAUCCGCUUUGUUUAUUUCAUCAUUGUGCGACAGAAUGAAUGGGCAACUUUCCAGCACUGUGGUGCCAUUUGUAAGCGGCAUAGGUCGCCGAGAGGAAGCAAUUUUGGCGAUGCCCUACAUUAUGCCACGAGUUGUGCCUGAUCAGAAGGCAAAAUUUGAGAACGACGAGUUUUUUCGGAAGCUGGGACGGGAGUGCGAGAUAAAGUACACAGGGUUCAGGGACCGGAGCCAUGAAGAGCGGGUGGUGCGAUUUCAGGCGGACCUGCGAGAGGGACACGCCGAGAUAGCAUUCGUGGCAACCGGGACCAACUUAGCUCUCCAAUUCUCUCCCAGCGCAGACAAGGCGCCCUCCAAAGAGUAUGUAGAUUUUGAAAAGGAACCCGGAAAGGUUCACUUACAAGCGCGGUUCAUCUUGAACGGUGUCUGUGUCCGGUGGAAGGGCUGGAUCGACCUACAGAGGUUAGACGGCAUCGGCUCUAUAGAGUUUGAUGAGGAGAAAGCAAAGAUAGAGGAACAGCAGAUGAAGGAAGCCAUGGAGCAGGCCACAAGAAGACAGCGAGAGUUUGAGGAGAGACAACAGGCACACAGGGACCAGAUGGAGAGAAGAGCAGAGGAGGAGGCAGAGGUGGGACCAUCAGCUUUUAUGCGGAGACACCUCCACCAGCCCAGCCCGAGUGCCAGCAGUAGUGACUGACUGGAGAUGGACGUCCCGCUUCACAUGCGCGACCGUUACAUCACUGGGCGGACUACAGCACACUACAACACACUUUACAGCAGUCAACACACCACACUUUCCACGGAAGAUUCAACAGGAAAAUACCUGCUUCUCUCUUUUACAACCUGUUGGAGCCCUUAAAGCAGAUGACAACGCAUCAGUGACGGUUACCAAUUAUUUCUGUAUAGUUGAGAUAUGAAGCUCUCAAGUCCUUAAAGUAAAAUGAUGUUUUGAAUAUGUUACAUGAAAAAGUUGAUGACUUAUUGUUGCUGAUAAAGAGAAAGGAAGCGUCUUCAAACAUUUGAGAUUUUCCCUAUUUUGCUAUAAAAGCACAAAACUUUGAAUUCAGUCCUUGGAUAAGAGUGCACUGUUUCAUUUCAAUUUCUCAAAAAAGAGGUUUUAUUUUAUUUUAUAUACCCAGUUAGCUAUUCUCAUCAUGGAAAUUGUAUAAAAUAUCUGGUAAAAUUAAUGUAUAAAAAUGAUUGAUAAAGAUGAAAGGUAAUGAAAAGUAUGAAAAUAUAAUCUGAAAUGUAAUUUCUAAACUGAAACUACAAUGACUUCGCAUAAGUUGCAUAAAUUUUCUUGAAUCUUCUCUCACAGCCUUUUUUAAUUACCUGUUCUGUACCAAAUUCAAUAGACGGCUGUCAAUCAUAGCCUACAGAGGGGUUGGUUAUUUUCACUUUGCCUUUUUAAUAUAUUAUAGAAAUACUGACAAAAGUAUUUGAACUUUAGACACCUUAACAGUUCUAUGUUGUAAUCCUUACACUAUCCAACACUUCUGUAGGUUGUGGUGAUUUGGUACAAAGACAUAGCCUGGUUUUGCCUGGACCAUUUUAAGACAGGUGUAUUUAAGUCUUGUUUUCCUUUUCGUGAUGUCUUUUAUUGCCUGUCAGUAAUUGCAUCUAGGGUUGGAAACUUUUGUCUAAUUUAUAUGUGUCCUUGAGGAGAGUAUAUUGUGUAUUUUGUGGAUGAGCCACAACUUUAGCUGGCCUAUGGUUGUGGUGAUGUACAGUGGACAUAUUGUGGUAGAAAACGGUCAGCCUUCUUUAGUGUUAAUAACAUCACCAGACUGUCUAUGGUGGGCUGCAGAUUUCACCUUUUGCAUCUUCAGUACUCUAUUUUACUCCUUUGUGAUAUUUAUCUGUUAUUUUGUACAGUUCUGCUAUUUCAUGUUGAAUUUUUCAUUGAGGGUGCUUGAAUUCUAAUCUCCAAGCAGAUCCCUUUCCAAAGAUGUCUUACAACAAUUGAUGACAAAUCGACAUACUUGGUCUGCAAAUUAGACCACAGGCAUACCCCCUUUUCCUUGAUUUCCUAGUAUUUAUUCCAAAGCUAAUAAAUCUCCACUCUAUUCAACUUGGUUUGUGGUUGUCAUUGAGAACUUCUUGAAGAAUUUUGACCUAUGCCCCAAGUUUAAAAUCCAGGCAAACUACCGCAAAACUUGACACGUGUUUGUGAAAAUCAUUCCAGCAACUUGGCAAAAAAAUUGCAGUAUUUAUCUAUGCAGUGACACUCCUUUAAUGUACUGCUCCUCCUAACUUAUGAAUUGCAGCAAGAAGAGUUUCAAAUAACCUGAUUCUAAUUGUACUGAAGAUGUAAAAGGAGUAAAGAUUGCUCACCAAAUCCCAUAGUCACCCUCAGUCCUGUACCAACACCUUAGCAAUCAAACUACAAAACACAGACACUAGACGGCUGAGCUCUAACAGCUAUGGACAAUGUUGUACAGGCAUGCAGAGUUAUCUGGUCCACAGUAUUUAACCCUGUCUGUCUCGCUAGUGAGGCGACAGUUCACAUGAAAUGUGACUGUGUGCCCGAAACCCUGUUUUUCACAGUGUGUGGCCUACACGAACUUCCAACCUCCUUUCCUAUGCUUUUGUUGCUAUUCAAGCUUAAAUCCUGACACUUGCAGUUCCUGCUUCAGCUAGAUUUCCACUUUUCCUACAGUUUUAUACACUUUUCAUACACACACAAAAAAGGUCUUCUCAUGUAAAAAAACAGCCAUGUAUGGUAGGUUAACUUACCAUGUGACAUUCUCUGUAAACCACUUUUGGUACCAGCAAAUGCACUACAGAAUCCAUAGCAUUACUACAGCAUCUGAUAGAAUGAAAACAUGAUAGACCAGCAGCACUAAUGCAAACUUGGAUAUACAAUGUAAUUACAACUUACAUAAUUUCAUUAACACGUUUAAUCAGGCUAACAUUUAAACUGUAUUUUGCUGGUACAAAAAGUUGGUCAGUUGGUGGAUACACUUCAGUUGUUUUUGCAUUACUUGUUUGUAACGCAUCAGUCAACUACUAAGUACUUACUAGGCAGUCUUCCUUUUCUGGUCCCCUUUUUGUCUUGAAGGAGGGACAGGAGAACAAGACUGCUUCAGUAACAGGGUUUCAGUUCAGUUACGACCUUCAAUGAUGUCUUGAGGUCUUCAAAUCUUCCAGGAAUUGUGAAAUACAACUGUACUUCAGAAAUUUAGUCAAACUGAUAGCAGAAAAGAAAGGUAACAGAUUGUAAACCAUCUAGUGGAAGAGAAGACCCAAGCGAGGAGGUCUCUGUGACAAAUAAACAAACAGCAGUAUGCUUUUUUAUGGUAGCUAGAAAACAGCAAAAACCUACAAUUUUAACAGUUGUACUGAGGCACACUAAUUACUUGCUACCAAGCAGUUCUAACAAAUGUCGGUGGAACUAUUCAUCUUCGAAUCACAACGUUGAUUAAAAACCACACCAAAAAGUAACGUCACUUAAUUCUCGAAAAAUCAUAAUCCAUAACCUGUGACAAAUUAAGAUGACGUACAGUAAACCGGACCACACAAAAAAACUGAAGCAGACAAUUUAUGCCUAUGUUGCGCAAUAGCAGGCCUACCAAAUAUAGAAGGUAGAUCAAAGUAUUUUUCUAUUUCGAAUUCCAUGAUCAGAAACCAGACAUGUUAUUGUGCUAGGGUCGAAUAAUUCCACCCAACCGUAGACUGUAUGUAUAUAGAAGGACCCGCUUUUGUAUCGGAAAGGUCUGCCCAGCGUGGCAGCAGGGAGAAAUGAACGAGCUUGUUAUUGAUAAUGUGUAUGAUAAGAUUAUGAAGAGGCAAUGGAAUAAUUGUAUUAAUAAUUCAGAGAUGUUCUAUAGGCUUGCUGUGCCUCGGCUACAAAUUUGGGCGGUUCUACCCACGGUGUGUACCAUGGAGAUUUCAAAUCCGAUUACUUUUCCUUUUUCCUUCUUUGGGGGACCCCUUUAUUCUCCUGUAUGUAUAGAGGCUAUAAGAGUAUGGUUUGGUUGCAUGUAGUAGUAUGUGUAUGCAGUUGGUAGAUUCAGCUCAGUGAUUAACAUUGCCAUUUUGAUUUCCAAGUAACAUGUCAUACCACACAGUACAUAGAACAGUGUGUGUAAAAUAGUACACAUCCUUAAACAUUCAAUGGAUGAUUGGAGGGAGGGAACAUUGGGACUGAAGCAUAUUUGACAGUCAAGAUUCGUGAAAGCAAUGAAUAUGGUUAGGAUUUUCAUCAAUGCAUUGUACAAAAAGAACACAUUGAUUCGUCAAUGAAAUAUUUGCUUUGUGACAUGCAAAAAGUUUCAAAUUUUUUUUCUCCCAACAUCACAAAAACAACUGGAAGAGAGACAGAAAAUGUGAAAAUGAAAUGAACCAUCAGUUGAAAAUGAUGACCGUCUCCCAAGGGAGUAACAAAGAUGGCAGUGUUGAUUACAAGGCUCGCAGUGAUUAUAUUAGAUUGAGGGAUUUUUUACUUGAUUUGUGAAAUAUUUUUAGGAAGGGUUUCUGUGUUUAUUUAGGUGGUAUAACAAAGGUUUGUUUUCAAAGUAGAAUGCACCGGCAACUACCUCAGGUGAGAAUGGAGGUGGAUAGAAGAUUGUACGCAGUAGAACAAACUUAGUGUUGGUGCAAGCAAGACGGAAAAUAGGUUUUAACAUUUGUAAUUUUCAAAAUUGCUGUCAUUAAUUGUUGUGAAUUGUUACUGUACUAACACCAGAGUAGAAAUCUUACUGUACCGAUAUAUUGCUUGCACUAACGUUUGAUUUGGCAGAUUUUAGGAGGAUAUGAUUUGGAAAUUCUUACAUUUAUGUAGCACAGGAUACUUUUUUAUGUCAUCUUCUUUAAUUAGAAGUCGAGUGAAAGGCUAGAGUUGACCAAAGGUUUAUGUAUACGACUAGAUUUCUAUUUUUGAAAUUUAAUAUGAUUUUUAAAAAUCACACUAAUGUUACACUAAUGACAACUAGCUUCUUUCAUACUUUAAUUGCUCACAUUGCAGUACUGCUACAGUUUAUGUCUGUGAGAAUAUAGACAGUGGUGAGGUGAUUGAAAACUUGAGAUAGUGACCAAACAUGUUGUAACCUCUGUCAAUGUCUUUUAACUUAUGUGUAUUUAAUAAUUUUUCAAAAUUUUAACCACAAUGAUAUGAGAGGUUAGAUGUGUAACUGUUACAACUAUGUUGAAGGAAUGUGAUUUUCUUUCGUGUGUGCUUUAUUAGCUUAUAUGUAAGUGUAAUUUAUGUAAUUUAUUCUUGUUUUAGUGCCAAAAUGUUCUGUGUAAGACCAACACCCCCCUCCCCCAUCCAUGGUUCACACCGUGCGGAAGUUCUCACGGACCCACGUCCAACCCUGUACACAACUACAUGUAUCAUGGAGAAAACUCUCAAAUAAAUUGGCUAAUAGACAUUU
Branchiostoma belcheri (Belcher's lancelet) is the source of this 5399-nucleotide messenger RNA. RefSeq names its product core-binding factor subunit beta-like. The transcript is spliced from 6 exons. Gene Ontology annotation, molecular function: transcription coactivator activity; sequence-specific DNA binding. Gene Ontology annotation, biological process: regulation of transcription by RNA polymerase II. The record is from RefSeq and is a predicted model, not a curated record. Gene Ontology annotation, cellular component: nucleus; core-binding factor complex. Bases 62 to 721 code for a protein of 219 amino acids. Lineage: Eukaryota; Metazoa; Chordata; Leptocardii; Amphioxiformes; Branchiostomatidae.